AUGAUCGGAAUGCAGCUAACGAUCAGGCCGGCGGCGGCGGCGAGGUCGGCGAGCUUGCCGCGGGAGCACUCGCACCCGGUCCUGGCGCGGCUCGACGGCGGCAUCCGCGCGCUGAGGUCGUGGUCGGCGGCGGCGGCGGGGAGUGUUGUUGACGGCGACGGGCGGUGCUCCGGGGUGGCGCUCGUGGAGGACGUCCUGGCGGCGCUCGGCGAGCUCCUUGAGCUUCCGCAGGCGGCGGCGGCCGUCCACCGCGCGGCCGCGGACUGCGAGCGGGCGCUCGACGGGUUCCUCGUGCUCGCCGACGCCUACGGCACGUUCGAAGCGGCGCUGCUGGCGCUCAGGCAGAGCGCAGGGGAGCUGCGCGCCGGCGCCCGGCGCGGCGACGGUGCGAUGGUCGCAGCGGCGCUCCACGCGCACAGGCGGACGGAGAGGCAGCUGCGCCGCCUCGCCGCCGCGAUGCGACGCGCACUGAAGCACAGCCCGGUGGCGGCGGCGGCGGCGUCGAGGCCAGCGGUUGACACCGACGGCGAGGUGACCGGCAUCGUGGCGGAGGCUGCCGCGGUCACCGCGGCGGCGUCGGAGGCCAUCUUCCUGCGGUGCGUGGCAAUGUCGCGAGACGUGCCGGCAAUGGUGCAGACGGUGCCAUCGAACAAGUGGCUGGCAAGGCUAGGCGUGACGCGGGCGGCCAAGAAGGCGGCGUCGCCGGAGAUGGCGCCGGCGCCGGCAUUGGAGAGGUUGGAGGAGCUGGAGGAAUGCAUUGGUGAGAUGGAGAGUGGCAGCGAGAAGGUGUUCAGGAGGUUGCUGCAGACAAGAGUUUCACUUCUAAACAUCCAUAAUCCACUGUAAUUCUGCAGUCAUGUUGGUGUCUGUAUAUGUACUUAGCUACUAAGAUAUUAGAAGAAGAAAUAGGAAUGUGUAUAAUCACCGUGAU
Messenger RNA from Oryza brachyantha (malo sina), 931 nucleotides. RefSeq lists its product as uncharacterized. NCBI's taxonomy places the organism in Eukaryota, Viridiplantae, Streptophyta, Magnoliopsida, Poales, Poaceae. The record is from RefSeq and is a predicted model, not a curated record. The transcript has a single exon. Gene Ontology annotation, biological process: root development; shoot system development. The coding region runs from base 1 to 846 and encodes 281 amino acids.